GCGUCGCGGCCGCUGCCUCAGCCAUGAACGCGGAGAACGUGGCGGCCAGCGAGCGGCUGGUGGACGCGGCUUACGUGCGGCAGGGCUGGCAAGGCCGCCGCGCCCACGAGCUCCGCCUGAGGACGCUGCUGGAACAGGGCAAAUGUCCUGAAGAAGGAUGGGAUGAAAGUACCAUUGAACUCCUUCUUCAUGAGCUUGCAAUUAUGGAUAGCAACAACUUUCUAGGCAACUGUGGUGUGGGUGAGAGGGAAGGAAGAGUGGCGUCACAGCUAGUAGCCCGCCGGCAUUACAGGUUGAUCCAUGGGAUUGGGAGGUCAGGUGAUAUUUCUGCUGUCCAACCAAAAGCUGCAGGCUCCAGCCUCUUGAACAAACUUACAAACUCACUUGUCUUAGAUAUUAUAAGACUUGCUGGCGUCAGGACAGCGAGUAGCUGCUUUGUGGUCCCCAUGGCAACCGGCAUGAGUCUGACGUUAUGUUUCUUAACUCUGCGGCACAAGAGACCACAGGCAAAAUACAUUCUUUGGCCGCGUAUAGACCAGAAGUCCUGCUUCAAGUCCAUGAUUACUGCAGGUUUUGAGCCAGUGGUGAUAGAAAAUACAUUAGAAGGUGAUGAGCUGCGUACAGAUCUCAAGGCAGUGGAAACUCAAAUCCAGGAUCUUGGGGCUGAUAAUAUUCUCUGUGUUCAUUCCACCACAUCAUGUUUUGCUCCAAGAGUGCCUGACAGACUGGAAGAACUGGCAGAGAUUUGCGCAAAGCAUGACAUCCCUCACGUUGUCAACAAUGCAUAUGGAGUCCAGUCCUCCAAAUGCAUGCACCUCAUUCAGCAGGGAGCACGAAGAGGCCGAAUAGAUGCUUUUGUGCAGAGCCUGGACAAAAAUUUUAUGGUUCCAGUAGGUGGUGCUGUAAUUGCUGGCUUCAGUGACUCCUUUGUCCAGGAGAUCAGCAAAAUGUAUCCAGGAAGAGCAUCCGCCUCCCCUUCAUUAGAUGUUCUCAUUACAUUGCUGUCCUUGGGCACAAAAGGGUAUCAACAACUGCUGAAGGAAAGGAAGGAAAUGUUUUAUUAUCUUUCAAGUGAGCUGAAGAAGUUAGCAGAAGCCUACAAUGAAAGACUGAUGGAGACACCACAUAACCCAAUCUCCUUAGCUAUGUCGCUGAGGAAGCUGGAUGAGCAAAGUGGCACAGCAGUGACGCAGCUUGGAUCGAUGCUUUUCACAAGACAGGUUUCUGGAGCAAGGGUGGUUCCCCUCAGUUCCCUGCAGACGCUGAGUGGCUACACUUUCAAAGGCUUCAUGUCGCACACAAACAGCUACCACUGCGCGUACCUCAAUGCGGCUUCCGCCAUUGGAAUGUCCCAGCAAGAUGCAGAUGUGUUCUUGAAAAGACUUGACAAGUGUUUAAAGACACUAGCAAAAGGAAAGAACGAUGACAAAAAUACGCCCAUAGCGAAUGAAGAAAUCGUAUCUGAAACGGAAAAAUGCAGCACAAAGGCAGCUGAAGGAAAUGCCAAAUAUUAGCUUAUGGAAGACAAAUGUCCAUCUUGUAAUGGGCAAAGUGGGGAGAGAGAGGGUGCAGUCUGUUGUGCAAUUAAAAUUAAUCAAAAUGUAAACCAUCAAGAGCCCAGUCCCGCUGAGCUUCAUUGGAAUGAAGGGUCGGAGUACAGUUUUCGCCCUCCUCCCGUUACUUGCAGCAGGGCUUGUGCUAGUGGAGAAUGUUCUGCAGGGUUGGGCUCCUAGCCAGGAUUCAGGUUUAGGAAGGUUGCGGGCCGAAGCUGUGCAGGACUUGUGUGAAUCUGCUAGUGGGGGCAAAGGACUUGGCCUGGGGGGGGGGGGGGGAAGACCUCCUUGAUGCAUGACUGGCGGCAGCAGCAGCAGCAGCAUGGGAGCCUUGCCGAAAACAGAACACGUCAGAGGUGGUUCUCUGUUCAGGCAGCUGCUAACUUAGCUCUGGUAAGGUUUUUGAUUUGUUAACCGUUACUAAACGAGGACAGACCAUGCAAUGCAAUAUCAUAUACUUUUGAAUCUCUUAUUUGUCCUGCCACACUUGAAUAUAGAAUAUUACCGAACCUUCUUGAGUGUUCCUUGUAUAUUUGAAAUCGUUAUCCUGCCUUGCCCUCAUUUGUGGACUGCGGUGGGGGGUGACAUUAAUUGUAUUGGUCCUGGUCUUGGAAUGGUUAACCCAGGGGUGUUUCCAUAGCAGGAUUUCCCCCCGUGCGGCACACAGCAUGCCCCGUCUUUGUUUAAGGGUUUCCUCAUAAAGCCAUGCACUUUUCAAGCAUAGCUCGUGGGGCUUUCCCCUUUAAGUCAGAGCAAAGAGAAGCCUUACUUGGGUCUGACUUGGAGGGGGACAGGGCUCUAGCUGCAGACAGAGCCUCUGUGUGAAAGCUCAGGCUGGAGUUAAUGAGGGGGGGAGGGCACUCAGCUCUAGCACCCCCCUUUUAGCUCUUUAACUUUUUUUCAAUCGGCUGUUGGGAGGCCGUUCCCAGGCUGCAGCAGGGUUCCUGGCACUGUUGGAUGGUGCGUCUCCAUCAAUGUG
Messenger RNA from Eublepharis macularius, 2532 nucleotides. It is a transcript of the gene SEPSECS, whose product is annotated as Sep (O-phosphoserine) tRNA:Sec (selenocysteine) tRNA synthase. Lineage: Eukaryota; Metazoa; Chordata; Lepidosauria; Squamata; Eublepharidae. Gene Ontology annotation, biological process: conversion of seryl-tRNAsec to selenocys-tRNAsec; selenocysteine incorporation. The coding region runs from base 24 to 1514 and encodes 496 amino acids. The transcript is spliced from 11 exons. The record is from RefSeq and is a predicted model, not a curated record. Gene Ontology annotation, molecular function: tRNA binding; O-phosphoseryl-tRNA(Sec) selenium transferase activity.